UGAAGCACGCUUUUAGUUUGCAGUACUUUUGGCGGCUGAGCAGGGUUUUGAAAUAUUUCUCCAAUUUUGGCUCCAUUCUUUCAACACUAAUACAAGACUCAUCUGGAGAUGGAGCAACAGCAGAGGAACCAAAAUGGGGAACUGGAGGAUAUUCAACAUGGCCCUUUCCCUGUUGAGCAACUUCAGGCAUCAGGGAUCGCAGCUCUAGAUGUAAAAAAACUCAAGGAUGCUGGUCUAUGCACAGUUGAAUCUGUUGUUUAUGCUCCAAGAAAGGAACUUCUGCAUAUAAAAGGAAUAAGUGAAGCUAAAGUUGACAAGAUCAUUGAGGCAGCUUCAAAAUUAGUGCCUUUGGGAUUCACUAGUGCCAGCCAACUCCAUGCACAGAGGCUUGAAAUCAUACAGAUAACUUCUGGAUCAAAAGAACUUGACAAGAUAUUAGAAGGAGGAAUCGAAACUGGAUCCAUUACUGAAAUUUACGGAGAGUUCCGAUGUGGAAAGACUCAGCUGUGUCACACACUAUGUGUCACUUGUCAACUUCCAUUAGAUCAAGGAGGUGGUGAAGGGAAAGCAAUGUACAUUGAUGCAGAAGGUACUUUCAGGCCACAAAGACUUUUACAAAUUGCAGACAGGUUUGGAUUGAAUGGUCCUGAUGUUUUGGAGAAUGUAGCCUACGCUCGAGCUUAUAAUACUGAUCAUCAAUCAAGGCUUUUGCUGGAAGCAGCUUCAAUGAUGGUGGAGACCAGGUUUGCUCUUAUGAUUGUGGACAGUGCUACUGCCCUUUAUAGGACUGACUUCUCCGGGAGAGGAGAGUUGUCUGCCAGGCAGAUGCAUCUUGCAAAGUUUCUGAGAAGCCUUCAGAAGUUAGCAGAUGAGUUUGGUGUUGCUGUUGUUAUUACUAACCAAGUCGUUGCUCAAGUGGAUGGUUCUGCUGUAUUUGCUGGGCCUCAAAUAAAACCCAUUGGUGGAAACAUCAUGGCCCAUGCUUCUACUACAAGACUAGCUCUGAGGAAAGGUAGAGCGGAGGAGCGGAUUUGUAAAGUAGUCAGUUCACCAUGCUUAGCUGAAGCUGAAGCAAGAUUUCAAAUUUCUGCUGAAGGGGUCACUGAUGUAAAGGACUAACUGUGACAGCAAAUUGUCUACUAGUAUUAUUUUUUGUUUUCUACUGUGGAGUACAUUUUGUCAUCAUUUUAAAGGGGUCAAUAAAAGAAAAUAUGUUGUAUGAAUUCACUACACAUUUUGUAGAACAAUAUUCCUUCUACUAGUAAUUGCGGUUUUCUUUAUUCA
This is a messenger RNA of Capsicum annuum, 1284 nucleotides long. RefSeq names its product DNA repair protein RAD51 homolog. Bases 109 to 1119 code for a protein of 336 amino acids. The transcript has 9 exons. Gene Ontology annotation, biological process: reciprocal meiotic recombination; double-strand break repair via homologous recombination; chromosome organization involved in meiotic cell cycle. The record is from RefSeq and is a predicted model, not a curated record. NCBI's taxonomy places the organism in Eukaryota, Viridiplantae, Streptophyta, Magnoliopsida, Solanales, Solanaceae. Gene Ontology annotation, cellular component: condensed nuclear chromosome. Gene Ontology annotation, molecular function: single-stranded DNA binding; ATP binding; ATP hydrolysis activity.